Geodia barretti is the source of this 2144-nucleotide messenger RNA. The record is from the annotation of a GenBank genome assembly. NCBI's taxonomy places the organism in Eukaryota, Metazoa, Porifera, Demospongiae, Tetractinellida, Geodiidae.
CUGCAAAGAGCAAAGCAGAGUUUGCAGAGUGUGUGAGAGACAUGAAGAAAGUUGUGUUUCUAAGAGUCGCUCGGGGCUUCCCGGGCUACGACAGCGGGCCGCACGCCACGGCUCUGGUUCUGCAGAAGACGGCAGACGGUUACCUCACCAUCCAGGGACACACUCCAGUGGCCUGGAGCGAGCGACACCAGUGCUGGCAACUCUUCCGCAGAGCGGCCAAGAGUCUUCUCGGCGUGUGCGAGUCCCUCCCGGUUUCCGUGGCUCUGUCUGAGCCUCCCCACUCCACAGUCUCUGACCUGCGGGACGUGUUCCGACAGCCGAGCCACAUCGUCUCCCUCACCCUCGCCCCGCUGCCGCACGAGUCUGAGCUGGAGCGAGAGGCGGACAGAAGGAAGAACGAGCGGCAGGCCGCGGCGUCUCCCUCCGGACGAACCUGCGGCAACUACGGACCAACUCCCGCCGCCAGCGGUCUCUACCAGCCGCCGAGAGCGUCUCCUCUCUCCUCGCCACAGGCAAAGCGGCGAGCCAAGACCCUCGGGGAGGGACGGAGGGAGAUGGAUCGACUCCUGGUACAGCUGGACGAGGUCAGUCAGACGCUGGAACGGACGCACAGUCGCUGCGAGGACAUUGCCCGUCGAUGCGAUAGCGGCAGUCGGCGAGCCAGGUCGGCUGGGGAGGAGGGGUUCGAGGAGGCGGACUGGGGGAGCGAUGACCAGCGCGUGGAGCGGCUACUGAGAGUGGCGGACAACCUCACGGCGCAGAUUAUCAGCCAGCAGAGGAGGAGCCCCACGCCCACCCUUGCUUCUGGUGUUGUUUCACCACGGCAACCGGGAGGGAGGAUGUCAUCGGAAAGGGGCGGAGUUCCAGAGGCUCCGACAGACGUGUCGACUCAGCCCAGCCUCAACGGAGGAGUCUUUGUGUUCUGGAGACCAGUCAGACUGGAUGACAGAGAUAGAAACAAUGGCUGCAAGGUUGCCGGAUAUGGAGUGUACGUCGACGGGGUUCAGAGGACAAAGGUGAACGAACCCUUCGGCUCUCAUGUGGAGAUGGACGGACUGGAAAAUGGAGCGCAGUACCAGAUACAAGUCAGUACACUGGCCAGCGAUGGUAGGGAGUCGCCUCUCUCACCAGCUAUUCAGUACAGACAUGAAGCUCGCCCCCCUUCCUCCUCUCCCUCAACUACCACACCCCCCACCAGCAGUCAGUCCUCAAAAGUGGAGAAGUGGCUGCUCACAAACUCUCAGUCAACAACACAGCUCUCUCCCAGCCACACUAGGACCCCCGAGAGGUCCGUCGAAACCGCACCCCCUGGCCACACCCACCUACCGGAGGACACUUGGAGCAUGGGCAGCAGUCACACGAGCGGCAUCGUAAUGGACCACCCUCCAGGAAGUCCAAAACUCACCCCCUCCUGUCCCUCCUUUUACCAUGGCGACAGUUUCUCGGUCCACUCUGGGGCGACAACUCUGAUAGUUGACGGACAGACUGCCCUGUCUCCUUACCACCACCACCAGCUCCGCUUUUCCCCCUCCCCCUCUUCCACUCCGUCUCGGACGCGCAGCCUCACACCCAAACAGGGAGGAGGAGAUGGUGAAAUAGACGAGCCCCUAGAUAUCGCCUCAAUCACGGUAGUGGAGGAGCCGGAGACGGAGAAGGAGAAGGCAGCUGCAAUGGUCCGGCUAGUUGCUGGGUCCCGGCACAGAGGACCAGCUCCUCCCUCUGGUGUGCAGGUCUCACAGAGACAGCCUGGCUGGCUGCACGUCUCCUGGACACCCACCAAGAGGGAUGGGAAGGGCUGCAGCAAUGGGUGUUUCGUACUGGGCUACAGACUCUACAUCAACGGAACUCCAAGAGCAAGUGUGGAUGGUCCGAUGACCUACGAAACAUCUCUCAGAUGGCCUCGUCUCGACUCCGCCCACAAGCUGAGCGUCCACGUGAGAACUCGCUCCAUUGCUGCCGAGAGCCUCCCGUCCUCUAUUGUUCUCUAUGACAUGAUAUUACAAGAAUCUGUUGAGAAAUAUCUGGGUGCAAAGGUGACUUCGCCCCUGUCGUCCACGACGACAUUGUGUCCUAACAACAGUGCCCAGCCACGCCCACUCCACAAAAGAGCACAAAGAAGUGAUGCCAGGGAGACCUACGUAUGA